CCAAACAUCAGUCCAACACUCUUCCCCUUCUUCGUUGACCCGCCGUCGUUCCCUCGUCCUUUUCACACCCAAAUUCCCUUCACCGAUCCCAACGAAGAAAAGCCAAAACGUGAAAAUUUCAAAAGUUCUAACUCGAUCAAAAUCACCCGACGGCCAAAAAUCUCUCUCUCUCUCUCUCUAUGUUCAUCAAGAUCCCGUCGAAACCCUCCCACUACCUCGCUCCGAUGCUCGCUUUCGCCGCCGCCGUCCUCCUCCUCUCCCGGUUCCUCGAGUUCCCAACGCCCUCCUCUCCUUUCCCAACCCCGAGCCCUAACCCCAACCCUAACUUCCCCUUCAUCGAUCUCAUCGCCGCCUACAAAUCUUGGGACGCCGAGAUCGGAUGCCCUAGGUUCAGAGACAAGUACAAGAAUUGGACGGCGAAUUCGUCGGCGGUGCAGGAUUUUGAUGGAGGAGGAGAGUGCGAUGGGAUUGGGACGAGGCAUGUUAGCGUGCUGGUCAAAGGGUGGACUUGGAUUCCUGAUAAUUUGGAUAACCUGUACUCGUGCCGGUGUGGGCUGAGCUGUUUGUGGACCAAGUCGAGGGCUCUUGCUGAUCGGCCUGAUGCUUUGCUGUUUGAGAAUGUGAUGCCGCCGUCGACGCGGCGUAAAGGUGAUCCUCUUCGUGUUUACAUGGAUCUUGAGGCUUCUAGGAAACCUUCAGGCUUCGAGGACAUUUUUAUCGGGUAUCAUGCAAAAGAUGAUGUUCAGUCUACAUAUGCCGGUUCCUUGUUCCAUAAUAGUCGAAACUACAACAUAUCACCAGAAAAAAGAAAUGACACCCUAGUUUACUGGUCAUCUUCAAGAUGCCUCCCUGAACGAAACCGACUAGCCAAAAGUUUCCUCUCCUUAAUUCCCCACCAUUCUUUCGGAAAAUGUUUAAACAACGUUGGAGGCCUCGACAUGGCACUUGCCUUUUAUCCAGAGUGUGCCAAUCGUAAGUCUGACAUCCACUGGUGGGACCAUCUCCAUUGUGCCAUGUCACACUACAAGUUUGUCCUUGCCAUCGAAAACACUGCCACAGAGAGCUAUGUGACCGAGAAACUAUACUACGCUCUAGACUCGGGAUCCGUGCCCAUUUAUUUCGGUGCACCAAAUGUGUGGGAUUUCGUUCCUCCCAACUCGAUUAUUGAUGGAUCAAAGUUUAGUUCGAUUGAGGAAUUGUCUUCAUAUGUGAAGAGUGUAGCAAAUGAUCCUGUAGCUUAUGCAGAGUUUCAUGCUUGGAGGAGAUGUGGAGUGAUGGGAAACUAUGGGAAGGCUCGAGCGGCGAGUCUUGAUACUUUGCCAUGUCGGUUGUGUGAGUUUGUUAGUAGGAAAGGGGGGAGGAAUUGGAGAACGUUGUGAAAUGGAGUGAUUUUGAGGUUUUGGUUAUUGGAAGAGUUGCACAUCUUGUAUUCAUUGUAUCCCUCUACAUUUUGGCUAUAAUAUUACCGGAGGUUUAUACAGAUGAUGUUGCCGAGCUUGGAGCUUCAAUUGUUUUGCUGUUGUAGUUACCAUUCAGGGGUCUGUUUCAUGACAAAUCUAACAAGUAACAUCGCUAAGUUCAGAUUUGUAGUCCUUUAUCGUUGGAACUUUAAAAUGACAAAUAUUUUCUGUUUUGUGGAUC
Messenger RNA from Asparagus officinalis (garden asparagus), 1641 nucleotides. RefSeq names its product alpha-(1,4)-fucosyltransferase. Gene Ontology annotation, molecular function: alpha-(1->3)-fucosyltransferase activity. Bases 180 to 1379 code for a protein of 399 amino acids. The record is from RefSeq and is a predicted model, not a curated record. Lineage: Eukaryota; Viridiplantae; Streptophyta; Magnoliopsida; Asparagales; Asparagaceae. Gene Ontology annotation, cellular component: membrane. The transcript is spliced from 3 exons.